Molecule: messenger RNA, 1188 nt
Organism: Sciurus carolinensis (gray squirrel)
Lineage: Eukaryota; Metazoa; Chordata; Mammalia; Rodentia; Sciuridae
Gene: Nucks1
Product: nuclear casein kinase and cyclin dependent kinase substrate 1
Exons: 7
Coding region: 93-824 (243 amino acids)
Biological process (GO): double-strand break repair via homologous recombination; interstrand cross-link repair
Cellular component (GO): cytoplasm
Molecular function (GO): double-stranded DNA binding; single-stranded DNA binding
Source: RefSeq, a predicted model, not a curated record
CCGAAGUUCGGGGGGGGUGGGGCGCCGAGCGCGCGGGGUGGGGGGGGUCCUGGUCUUUGGCUUCUCGACUCGGUCCUGUUUCGACAGCGAACAUGUCUCGGCCUGUCAGAAACAGGAAGGUUGUUGAUUAUUCACAGUUUCAAGAAUCUGAUGAUGCAGAUGAAGAUUAUGGAAGGGAUUCAGGUCCUCCUGCUAAGAAAAUUCGAUCAUCUCCUCGAGAAGCUAAAAAUAAGAGGCGAUCUGGAAAGAAUUCACAGGAAGAUAGUGAGGACUCAGAAGAAAAAGAUGUGAAAACCAAGAAGGAUGAUUCUCACUCUGCAGAGGACAGUGAAGAUGAAAAAGAUGAUCAUAAAAAUGUACGCCAACAAAGGCAGGCAGCAUCUAAAGCAGCUUCUAAACAGAGAGAGAUGCUUAUGGAAGAUGUGGGCAGUGAGGAAGAACAAGAAGAAGAGGAUGAGGCACCAUUCCAGGAGAAAGAUUCAGGCAGUGACGAAGAUUUCCUAAUGGAAGACGAUGAUGAUAGUGACUAUGGCAGUUCAAAAAAGAAAAACAAAAAGAUGGUUAAGAAGUCCAAACCUGAGAGAAAAGAAAAGAAAAUGCCCAAACCCAGACUAAAGGCUACAGUGACGCCAAGUCCAGUGAAAGGCAAAGGGAAAGUGGGUCGCCCCACGGCUUCAAAGGCCUCAAAGGAAAAGACUCCUUCUCCCAAAGAAGAAGAUGAGGAACCGGAGAGCCCUCCUGAAAAGAAGACGUCUGCAAGCCCCCCACCUGAGAAAUCUGGGGAUGAAGGGUCUGAAGAUGAAGCCCAGUCUGGGGAGGAUUAAAAGUGAUGAUGGUUUGGGGAGAGAUUUUAUUAAAAAAAGAAAAAAGAAAAAAAGAGGGGGAAAAAAGAGAACCUACUUAAGAUAGAACAUGGUUUUGGCUAUGGCUUGACUCAUGGGCUUUCAGUGCUUUUUUCCCUUUGUUUAAAAUAACAUUCUCUCUCUCUUUCUCUCUCUUUUUUAAGAAAACCAUUGUAUGUUGAAGUGUUUAAGUUUCCUUUUUGUCUUUUGGGCUUCUCUUUGCCACCACCCCCCUUUCCCAAUGAAAGCCAUGUCAACUUAAUCACUGGAUUGACUGCUUCAUCUUUUUAUUUUUAAUGGAAGGUAGACCCCAGUUGUAAAGCAAUAAGAUUUGAGAUGAACACUA